GUUGUGUAGCUGGGCGGUGUGUUGUGCAGUGUGUGCUGUGUUGCGGACCCAUGCAGUGUGUCCGUGUGCGCCCACUGUGUGUGCUGUGUGUGCCCUGCCCCGUCCCUACGCCCGGCUGCCCUGCGUGGCUGGCGCUUUGUCCUAUGCGGUGGCUGCUGGCACCGCGCCCGCGGCGAAGGAAAUCAAAGCUGGAAUCGACGCCCGCAUCUUCGCAGAUCAAAGGCCCGAAUUUACCUCGUGCUUCGCUUGAUCUUCAAACCCCCCGAAUCAAAGCGCCCCGGAGCCCCUGCCCGGGGACAGCAUCCUGCUGCCUGCAGACCAGGCAUGGCCUUCGCCCUCCUGGCCUCCGUGGCCCCCGUCUACGGGCUCUACACCUCCUUCUUCCCUGUCAUCCUUUACAUGCUCUUUGGCACCGGGCGCCACGUCUCUACUGGCACCUUUGCCGUGGUGAGCCUGAUGACGGGCUCCGUGGUGGAGCAGCUGGUGCCCUGGCCCCUGGAGCCCAACGCGACCAGCGCGGUGCUGGCCCGGGUGGAGGAGCGGCGCAUUGGCGUGGCAGCCGCCAUGGCCUUCCUCGUGGGGCUCCUCAUGCUGGUGAUGUUCGUGGUGCAGUUGGGCUUCCUGGCCACCUACCUCUCAGAGCCCAUUGUCAAGGCCUUCACCAAUGGGGCCGCGCUGCAUGUCCUGGUCUCCCAGCUGCCCAGCCUGUUGGGCCUGGCCCUGCCCCGCCCCACCGGCUCCUUCACCAUCUUCAAGACGCUGGCAUCGGUGGCGCGGGCGCUGCCCCGGACCAACGUGGCCGAGCUGCUCAUCUCUGUCCUGUGCCUGGCCCUGCUGGUGCCCAUCAAGGAAAUCAACAGCCGCUUCCGGAGCAAGCUGCGGACGCCCAUUCCAGGGGAGAUCGUGGUGGUGCUGGCGGCCACUGGCGUCUGCUUUGCCUCCUCCCUGGACACGCGCUACGACGUGCAGAUAGUCGGCCACCUGCCAGCUGGGUUCCCGCAGCCCCAGCUCCCGGCCCUGCAGUCGCUGCCCCAGGUGCUGGGGGACACGGUGGCCAUUGCUUUCGUGGCCUAUGCUGUCUCUGUGUCGCUGGCCAUGAUCUACGCCGAGAAGCACGGCUAUACCAUCAACCCCAACCAGGAGCUGCUGGCCCACGGUGUUUCCAACCUGGUCUCCUCCCUCUUCACCUGCUUCCCGAGCUCAGCCACCCUGGCGACCACCAACAUCCUGGAGAGCGCGGGGGGGCACACGCAGCUCGCUGGCUUCUUCUCCAGCGCGGUGGUCCUCAUGGUCCUCAUGUGGCUCGGACCCCUCUUCCGCUACCUGCCCAAGGCUGUCCUGGCCUGUAUCAAUGUCACCAGCCUGCGCCAGAUGGUCCUGCAGUUCUGGGACCUGCCCGAGCUCUGGAGGGUCAGCCGGAUUGACUUCGCUGUCUGGGUGGUCACCUGGCUGGCCGUGGUGGUGCUGAAUGUGGACGUGGGCCUGGCCGUUGGGGUCGUGUUCUCCAUGAUGACAGUCAUCUGCCGCACGCAGAGGGCCGAGUGCAUGGCGCUGGGCAAAGCGGCCGACACGGAAAUCUACCGGCCUGUCCAAUGCCACAGCAAGUGCUUUGAGAUCCCUGGCGUGAAGAUCAUGGCUUACCACGCCCCCAUCUACUACGGCAACCGUGACUUCUUCCGCGAGGCGCUGAGCCGGCAGCUGGGCCUGAGCCAGCCGAGGGGCGGCCGGGGGGAGAAGGCGCUGCGGGCCUUGGAGAGUGGGGCCCAAAUCAGCACCGUGGAAAACUGUGUCCCCAGCUCUGUGCCCGAUGGGGGAGCCGGAUGCCCCAGCUCAGGCGCCGCGGGCAGGACCCAGGCCGCCAUCCUCGACUGCAGCGGGAUUGUUUUCGUGGACUCCGCCGGGGCUCGGCUGCUCAUUCAGAUGUGCAUGGCGUGCCAGAAGGCCGGCAUCCACAUGAACCUGGCAGCAUGUAAUGGCGAGGUCCUGGAGACGCUGACCAGCAGCGGCCUGGGGCAGCACCUCUCCCCACAGCAGGUGUUUGUGACGGUCCAGGACGCCCUCGCAUCCAUUACGCAGACCACGGAAAAGGUGGUCGAGAAGAAUCCGGCGAUCUGGGUGUAGGGGACCCUGCCAAUGGACCGCGGGCACUGCCCGGACUGUAGGGCCCCCGGGACCAGACUGGCUCUUGGGCCGUAAAAGCAGGUUGAUCUCCAGGUGCUGUGAAUUCCUGCUCUGCCCACGGGGCCUCCCCGGGACCAGGGGCCAAGGAGUUGUUCGCAGACCACAGAGCCGGGGUGGGGCAGUUGCCUGCUCCCAGGAUGGAUGGAGCCUCCGGCCCCAGGUCUCCAGAGCGGACUGACCUACAGCGAGCGGCUCUCCUGGCUGGCGCCCAGGCAGGGGGGCAGGAGUGGCGCAGGGCAGAGGAGGCAGUCCAGGUGCCAGUGGAGGCAGCGGCCUGUCUGCCCCUGCAGGCCCCCCAAAGGAUGUGGGGUUCCUUCCUUUGCUAAGACAGUUAUGGGGGCUGGGCCCUCUACAGCUGGUAGGAGCACACCUGGGGCCACUGGCAGUCUGGUUGGGGGGGCUCUGUGCCUCAUCCCUCCCCCUCCCCAGGGGGGGGGGCCUCUCCAGCGCCAGGGGAAAGAAAGAUUCACCCCACCAGCUGCAAGGUGAUGGGGCCAGGAUGGGAGCUGGAAUUUAACCCCUCUCCCGAGACUCUCAGACAGGGUUUAAACCACAGAAAGGAACCAAAAUCCCUUUAUUUUAUUGUCCUCCCCCAAUUGUCUGUGCUGGGGGGGGUUCAACUCCCACAGCCCCCCACCCGGGGGGGGUGUUGCUGCUUUAGCUGCUGGUGUCACAGGAUGGCAUGGCAUUAGGGCAGGUGUCCCUGACCCCUUCACGCAGGGAAGGGACAGCAGGGAAUGUGCUUUAGCAGGCAGGGGCCUCCCCCCUGCAUCCAGCCCUCCUCCCCGCCCCCCCGGCA
Messenger RNA from Chrysemys picta bellii (western painted turtle), 2980 nucleotides. The record is from RefSeq and is a predicted model, not a curated record. Lineage: Eukaryota; Metazoa; Chordata; Testudines; Emydidae.